GUUGAAACGCAGAUUUUUUUUAUUUAUAUCAAAUGAUACAACCACUUUUUAUUUUUUGUUCUUUCUUUUUCUCUCUUUUGUUUUUUACAUUUCUUUUUCUUUAUUAACGUGUACAUGGCUUCUUCAGAUAACAAAAACUUGAGACUCUUGGUUGUCUCUAACAGAUUGCCUGUAACUGUCAACAAGGACCAAAAGACAGGUGAAUAUGACUUCAAGAUGUCUUCUGGUGGUUUGGUUGCUGCCCUUAGUGGUCUUAAGAAGAUGAUGUCCUUUACAUGGAUUGGUUGGCCAGGCUUGGAUGUUCCGAGUGAAGAUAAAAAAGUCCUUGAAGAAAGAUUAUUGAAUGAAACUUCUACUAUGCCUGUCUUUGUUGAUCAUGAAUUGGCUGAUCUGCAUUACAAUGGUUUCUCUAACAGUAUUCUCUGGCCUCUUUUCCACUAUCACCCAGGAGAAAUCUCUUUCAAUGAAGAAUGGUGGGAAGGCUACCAAAAAGUAAACCAGUUGUUUGCUGAAGCCAUUGAUAAGAUUGUUCAAGAUGGUGAUCUUGUUUGGAUUCAAGAUUACCACUUGAUGCUCUUGCCUGCCAUGUUGAGAAAACUCACCAAGAAGAACAUCAAGAUUGGUUGGUUCUUGCACACACCUUUCCCCAGUAGUGAAAUUUACAGAAUCCUACCUGUUCGUAAAGAAAUCUUAUUGGGUGUUCUUGAGAGUGACCUUUUGGGUUUCCAUACUUAUGACUAUGCUCGUCAUUUCUUGUCCUCUUGUACACGUAUCUUGGGUCUCUCUACUAUGCCUAAUGGUGUAGAGUUUGAAGGUCGAUAUAUUCAUGUUGGCACUUUCCCUAUCGGUAUUGAUCCUGAAAAGUUCUCAGACGCACUCAAGGAAGAUAAGAUCCAAAACCGCAUUCAACAACUCAAGAACAGAUUCGGCGACUGCAAAGUGAUUGUCGGUGUUGAUCGUCUUGAUUAUAUCAAGGGUGUACCUCAAAAGAUGCAUGCUAUGGAAGUGUUCUUGAGUCAGCAUCCUGAAUGGGUAGGUAAGGUCGUACUUGUGCAAUUGGCCAUUCCUUCUCGUGAAGAUGUGGAAGAAUAUCAGCAGUUGAGAAGCACUAUCAAUGAACUUGUGGGUCGUAUCAACGGCCAAUAUGGUACUGUUGAAUUUGUGCCUAUUCACUUUAUGCAUCGUUCUAUUCCUUUUGACGAACUGGUUGCUCUUUACGCGGCUGCUGAUGUCUGCCUUGUUUCUUCUACUCGCGAUGGUAUGAACUUGGUAUCCUAUGAAUACAUUUCUUCUCAACAAGACAAACAUGGCGUCUUGAUCUUGUCUGAAUUUGCUGGUGCUGCUCAAUCCCUGAAUGGUUCUAUUAUUGUCAACCCCUGGAACACAGAAGAACUCGCUAAUGCUAUUCAUGAAGCCGUCACUAUGCCAGAAGACAUCCGUAAAGCCAACCAUCAAAAGUUGUAUCGUUAUGUCACAAAAUACACAGCUGCUUAUUGGGGUGUUAGCUUCGUGAACGAAUUAAGACGUGUCAGCGAAGAAUUUGGUCAACGUAUGUCUAUUCCUCGACUCGACUCUUCUGCUGUCAUUGCUAAAGCCAAGGCUGCCAAUAAAAAGAAGCUUGUCUUGCUUGAUUAUGACGGUACACUUACCACUACACACAAAUUACCUGAAUUUGCGAAACCCUCUCAAACUGUCUUGGGUCACCUCAAGACACUUGCCUCUCAACCAGACACUUAUGUCUACAUCUUAUCAGGUCGCUCUCGUCACCACUUGGACAGCUGGUUUGAAUCCACAGGUGCCGGUCUCUCUGCUGAACAUGGUUGCUUCUAUAAACACCCUGCUAGUAUUCGCGAUAAAAUCAAUCCUGUUGCUGCUUCUACUGAAGGUAAACUCAUCAAGGAAGAAGAUAACAAGUGGUACUGUCUUGUAGAACAAGUCGAUCCUAGCUGGAAAGAAACCAUUCGUCCUCUCUUCCAACACUACACAGAACGUACACCUGGUUCUUUUAUUGAAGAAAAGGAAAUCAACUUGACUUGGCAUUAUAGAAACGCAGAUCCUGAAUUUGGUUCUUGGCAAGCUACAGAAUUGCAAGUCAACUUGGAAAAGUUACUGAGUCAUAUGGCACUCUCCAUUGUGCUUGGUAACAAGACUUUGGAACUUCGUCCUUCAUCUAUUGACAAGUCAACAGCUGUUCGUAAUAUUCUCAAGGAUUUGGAUCUUGCCAGUGUUGAUUUCAUUCUGUGUAUUGGUGAUGGCAAGACUGAUGAAGUUGUGUUCUCUCUUUUGAACGAAAUUCCUCAAGCCAUCACAAGUACAGUGGGAAAGAAGCAGACUGAAGCUCAUCAUUAUAUCCCUGAUGUGGAACAAGUUAACAGUCUUGUAGAAGCUCUUGGUCAAAUUUAAAUUGUAAUAAAGAAACAAUGCA
Molecule: messenger RNA, 2425 nt
Organism: Gilbertella persicaria
Lineage: Eukaryota; Fungi; Mucoromycota; Mucoromycetes; Mucorales; Choanephoraceae
Product: glycosyltransferase family 20-domain-containing protein
Exons: 4
Coding region: 115-2403 (762 amino acids)
Biological process (GO): trehalose biosynthetic process
Cellular component (GO): alpha,alpha-trehalose-phosphate synthase complex (UDP-forming); cytosol
Molecular function (GO): alpha,alpha-trehalose-phosphate synthase (UDP-forming) activity
Source: RefSeq, a predicted model, not a curated record